UAGGUACUCGUGACUGAAUGUGAUGUGAAGAGGUGAAGUGAAAUACAGUAAUAUAGUAGGCUUGAUUGUAAUUUGUAAUAAAUAAAUGGACAGUUGAUUGUUGAAAACGAAAGGAUAGCUGGAUAGUACAUAUCAGACAAGAUGGUUUUGUGGUCAUGGUGUUUUGUGUGUCUAUUUUGAUUGGCAGUAAGUAAAAGAAAUCGAUUUUACUCUAAAGCUACGAUUUGCUGAGAAAUCAAACGCAAAUUGUUAUUAUCUUGAUUAGAUGGUGGUUAGUGGCGGCCGCAAGGAAAACUAUACCAUCCCUUACACUAAUAACACCAAUAAUGAACAAAUGACCGAGAAUCACAAAAUGGCUGGUAAAGCAGUCUUGCUGUGCAGACCAAACUCUCAUCCCUUCCAGGAUCGAACAUUUGUGUUGGAUCAACCUGUGAAAAUCGGUCGGUCGGUGGCGAGAGCUAGACCUUCGCCAAACAAUGGCAUCUUCGACUGCAAAGUGCUCUCUCGCAACCAUGCUAUAUUCUGGUAUAGCAAUGGAAAGUUCUAUCUGCAAGAUACCAAAAGUAGUAAUGGGACUUUCGUCAACAAUCAGAGGCUUGGUAAAUCCGGAGAAGAUUCUCAACCCAGAGAGGUCUGUUCUGGGGAUAUAGUUCAAUUCGGGGUCGAGGUGUUAGAAAAUUCUAGAAAAGUUACUCACGGUUGCAUUGUUGCAAAUCUAAAAUUGUACCUGCCUGAUGGGAAAGGAGCAAAAUGCAGCCCAUCAAUUCCAGAGAUAAGCAGCAAUGAAACAGUUCCUAUCAAAGAUCUUUACAAGCUGAACCAAAAUAUUCAGGAAGCUCUUCAAAGGGAGCAUACGCUGAGGAAAAAGAUCUAUUCUCUCCAAGAGAUGAUUGCAGCUUUAAAACAGUCAGCUGAGUGUGGAUGGAAGACCCUGAUUAGCGAAGAUCGAUUACUUUCUCGAGUCGAAACUCUAGAAAACCAACUACGAAUUUACUCUAAGAACUUCUCGGAUGAUAAACUGAGAGAAGAACUAAGGAAACUUCACGAUGAUAAGAAUGUGUACCAGAGUGCAGCCAAGGAUUACCUGAGAAAAGCUUUGGAGGAGAAACUGGAAGCUGUUAAUCGAUGUCAACAACUGGAAUUGAAAUUGACUAAUCGAGAAGCAGAAUGUGCAGAACUGAAAGAAGCUAGUAGAAAAAUUCAAAAAGAAUUACAAGAUUUAGCUCAAACUCAUGGUGAACAGAUGCUGAAGUUGGAAGCACUUGAGGCUAAAUUGGAGGAAACGAUCGAACAGCAUAACGUCGAAAUCAAGCAUCUGGAAUUCCAGAACGACGAAUACAGGAUGAGCCUGGAAAAGGCGUUAGAAAAUGGACAUUGUCUUCAGCAAAGGAUAGACCAUCUGGAGUCAGUGACCGAUCUCGAUGUCCAGCAAAUAAUGGCUUUGCAAAAGCAGUUGCAGAACUCACUACCCAACCACAAUUUGAAGAAUAUGUCAGGCGCAAUAAUUGAAAAUGAGAAUGAGAAACUGAAAGAUGUUGGACUCAAUGAACUGAUAGAAUUGAGAGAGAAAUUGAAUCGACAAUUCGACGAUGAAAGGGUUAAUAAUGAAUACAUCACUCUUCUUCAUGCUCAAUUGGAAAUAAUGUCGAAAGAAAAGUUGAAGAAAAUACAAGAAAUCAACAGUAUGGAAGCAAUUGUGGAAUCGUUCAGUGAUGAUGUGAGUAACUGUCGAGAGGAGAAAAAAAUGAUUGAAGAUGUCAUCAAUUCUUUGCCUCCUAAAAUUGAGAAAGUACUUGAUUUACCAAUAGAACUUCGAGCGAGAUUAGGCAAUAGCCUCAACGAAUCUGAGCCUAUUACCAAAGAGAGUUUGUUGGAUGUCAUCUAUAGUUUGCGACUAGAUGCAAAAUUCGACGCUUGCACCAUUAUUAUAUUGAAAGAGCUACUUGCUGAAUCAAGAGCGAAAACUGAGACUGCCGAGAAGAACUUAGCAUCUAGGAAAGCAGAAGUUGAAAAUACCAAAGAGAGUCUAGCACAGGCGACAAAUGCGUACCUUAAGCAAAAUGACAGACUUCUGCAUGCUUUGCAACGGCAGAAAGAGCUGGAAACGUCAAUAAAAGUUGUCAAGGAACAAAUCGAGUCAAUGUCCUUUGUGAUGAAUGCUGAAGAGAAGAAAGAGGAGGCAUCUCUGUCCACAAACAAGGACAUCGAACAAAUUGAAUCUUUAAAACGGCAAUUGUUGGACGCGCAACAGGCAGCCAAACAAACCCACAACGAAAUGAAAUUGCUGCGAGACCGGUUGAACGAUAUGGAGAGCACUCAUCGCGAGCAAGAGCUGAGUGCCGAUCAGCUGAGAAGGCAACUUCCCAAGACCCUCGAACAACUCAACGAGGCUCACCUACAGGUCACCACGCUCAAAUCAGGCAUCCACAAGCUGGAGACUUCCAACCUUCUUUGUAAAGGUGAAGUGGAUAAGUUGAAACAACAAUUGGCUGCUGCUACUGAGAAAGUUGCACAAAUUAGAGAAGAAGAACGAGCUCAAUCUACCGGUGUUAUAGAAUCACUAGAAAAACAGAUUUGUGACAUGAGAGAAGAACUGAUUCAGUAUAAAGAACAGUAUGUUCGUGUCACUGAGGAGAAGUCUAACCUCACUAGUGAACUGCAUAAAGUUCGCACUGAAUAUGAAUCGUUAACGCAUCAUCCAUAUUUUCAUACAAUGUUCGCCAUGCCAUUGAUGAUUCUAAUAGUUGGCACGGUCAUCAAGUUCUACCCUUGGCUGUCAUCAGUUUUUGGAACAGCGGACAGUUCGCAACCUGACAGUUCCCAGUGAUGCUGUAUAAUCUUCAGAUAUAGCUAUGUAUAAACAGUUUAAUAAUGAGUAACUGCUCAUUCGAGUGAGCUAGUUUGUGCUUGUGCCAUUAAAUUACUCAGAUACUAUUACAGCCAUCAUACUGCCAAAGUAAACUAACAUUUAAUUGUGUAUCUUUUUAUAAUUUCGUAAAUUUUGUGAAAAAUUACUCUUCGAAUUUCGUGAUAAUGCCAGUUAGCGAUGCACGUAAAUUGAUACACAAUUUUUUGUGCACUACAACAUCUACAGUAAAAUUCACUUUAAACUAUCAGAAUGGCAGUUUGUGACAGUUGAACCCAUUAUGACAGUUAAGCGUGUAUCUCGUUGUAGAUGUUGUGUGAAACAUGCUCAUUCCUAAAUAAGUGAUGUUGUGAAUUGUUUGAGUCUUUGUUGUGCCAAAUCUCUGGGAAAAACAUUUGUUUGAGAAACGUCGGUGGUACUUAUUUUCAUAAGACCUAUGAAACAAUCUGUUCCAAGAAAGUGAGAGAUGCAAAGAUCUCACUGAAAACAGCCUUCUGUUGAUAGCUUUUUAUUCUAUGGAGGAACUUUAUCAUAGUACACUAUUUCAGUAGAACUUUAUCAUUUUAUCUGUACACAUAGCUCCAUAAAUUUCCUACAAAAUAUACUGUGGUUGCACACAGAAAAUGCAAGAAGAAAAUGAAAAGAUCAGCUCCCAAUUUAGCUAAUUUUCAAGUCCAAAGCUCUGAAUUCCCUCCAGAAAUAAUUCUGAUGGUAUAAAUAAAUUGUAUGUAUGUGUAAUAAUCUGAAUGGAAAUGAAUCGUAUAAAUCAUAUAUAUCAGCUACUAUUAUAUAUAAUUUAAGUAUAAUCAUAUCUAUGUGAGUUGGAUGCUAGAAGCAAUGAAAAACUUUCAUGGAUACCAGACAGUUUUUCUGAUAAAUUCCCAAGAACAUUUGAAGUUUUGAAUCCUUAUGUGUAGAUUGAAAAAAACUUUAACUUAGAUUUAUGAAGUGUCUAAACAGCCAUUUCUAUUCUACUUAAUUGGAUUAGAGUACAGUUUUUAAUACCUGAUUUAUGUAAAGUGAAUUAUUUCAAAAAAAUCAACACGGCGAUACAAACGAUUCACAAUGUUAACAUCCAGGAAGAGAAAUCGACCCCUCAAGUUCUAAAUGUUUUAGUGACGAAAAACACGUGUUUUUACGUGAACUUUAAAUCAUUUCAUUAUAUUUCCUCCCAAUGUCUUUGCUCUUCUGAGAACAGCUGGUCUGUAAGUUAUAUGAACUAUCACAUUAUAACAAUGUAAGGAACUGAAGACAUUCAAGAUUAUAUAACAAUAAUAAUAAUAAUAAUAAUACAUUGAACGAAAUAUCAAUUAAAUGCUAUUGCCAGCAUAACAGACAUUUUAUUUGGAUUCUCGUUCAGUUGAUCAUUCUUUUUUAAUUAUUGUUGUCUUUAGACAGUUGAAGAAGAGAAAAUAUGCAACUUGAGCUACUCUUGUAUUCAGAUUUAUAUUUUCUUAAGAAGCUAACUGAAGAAUAGAUACUUGCUCAUUAAACCCAAUAGACUAGUCUUAUGAAAUAAUGAGUAAUUCAUAAAAAUAAAGUUAUGUAAAAUAUUAUUUUCAAUUUUGACACCUGGUAAUAGCAUCAUAGUCGAAAACAAAUUUAAAAUGUUAGUUGAAAAAAUAUUAUUUUAUAUUCUAAUUAUUUUAUAUUCUAAUUAUUUCUAUAAUUUACCCACGUUUUGUAAUGCAAUACAUUCAAAAAGUAGUUUACAUUAAUACACAUUGUUGGGAAAAUAUAUUACAUUUCACAUAGGUCUAUUAAGUUUAUCAGUAUAGGUGAAUACAAAAAUGGCACGUCACAUCUUCGAUCAGUAAUUUUUUUUAAGGUUAAAGUAAUAACAAAAAGUUACAAAGCUUUAAAAAGACGUGUUUGUUUCAAGAGAUCAGAAUUUCUAGUUAUGUGUGGUUUUGAACCUUGGCGAUAGUGAUGAAAUUAGUAGGUACAAAAUGUAUGCUUUGUUAGUGGAGAAGUUAAAAAAAUUUUGUGUUCUUGACCCUCCUCCACUAACAAAACAUACAUUUUGUAACUUUGUCGAGUCAACUGUUGAAUAGAACUGAAAUGAAGUCGAAUAAAUUCAUGUCAAAGCUGUUGAAAGCUUUUUCGAAGCGAAGGUUAGAUAAAUAUGGAGAGGCGGUAAAUUCGUUCAUUGAAAAAGGAAAGAACAAGAGGAAAGGAAAAGAAAACGAGGAAAAAUGUGGAAAGUGAAGGCGUUUUGUGAAAAAACAGCCAUUUUCCAAGAAAACAAUUUUGGGAGCCUGGUGGUGGAUUUGAAAGUCACUUAAUUGUUACCAUUUCUGCAAAUAGUCUGUAUGAACACUUCUGAAGUGAUCAUAUACGUUUUGUAUGAGACACAUAUUUGGUGAUCUUUAUUUUAGUUGUCAUGCUUAUUUAAAAAAAUAAGUGGCCUUUUAACGUUCUAUGUAGAAACUCUCAAACAUUUUCAUCUUCUCUUGAGUAUAUAUCAGCGUAUAGAUUUUUUCAAAUUAUUUUCUUAUGUGAAGUUUUACUAAGACAUUCAACAAUUUAUGUUAUAAUAUUUUCAAUUUUCAACCCUAUUUAUAAACAUUUCAAGAACAGUUAGUUGGAGAUAACAAUAUUCCUCUAGCUCUCACGCACAACUGACUAUUUAUUAUAAUUUUUGAGUAUGCUGUAUUUUAAUGCUGAUCAUUAAUAUUCGAUUCAUGAUAUGAAACUAUGUCAAUUCCUUUAGUUGCUUUUAAGUAUUGUUGAAAGGCAUCGUGUGUUCAUUAAAGUUAGCUGUUAACUGAAUGAAUACACUGUAAUAUAAUUCGAAUUUUAGAAAAACUUCUAGGUAUUGAGGAAUACAGAUUCGAGCCUAAUCAAUGUUUUUUAUGUUUUUGUUUUGGAUGCCCAAUUUGUGUUAUGAUUAAUUUAUCGAAUAAAAAUUUAAUUAGUUUUGAGAGUAGAUGAAAAAAAAAUCAGUUUACAAUGUUAGAGCUUUUAAUGACAUGUAUGAUUUAAGUAGUCAGAACUUCCAGAUGAAUGUUCUAAAACCUUAGUACUUCUCUAAUUAUUUGAGGGCUGCUAAAUACUAUUUUUUAUCCGAAUUAUAUUGUUUUCAGUAUGAUUAAUCAUUCUUCCUGUUCACGUAUUUUAUAGCCUAUAUUAAUUACCUGUAGUGUGAAUAGAAAUCAUUGUAAUCAAAUCGAAUUUUUUAUAAUUAUUCACAACUUGCAAAAUUAUUCCUGUCUUUUAUUUUUUACUGAAAGCAAUGAACUACAUUUUUGAAGAGGUAUUGAAAUAAUUUUUUUGAUAAUUCUUCUCAGUUUUUUUUGAGAUGAAGGAAAAUACUGUAAUUUUAUUUACAUGAGUAUUCAUAUAAAAUAAAAAUAGAUGUAUCAUUUUGUCCUGAUGUACAUUGAAAAACUAUAAUUUAUUACGAAUAUGUUCAUAUCAAUGCUUCAAGAUUCAUUUUUCAAAAAAAUCAUUUAGUUUCCCAUUGGAUAAAUUAUUGGAAACAAUAAUUGAAAUUGAUUAAAAAAUUGUCUUAAUGUAAUACUGUGCAGCAUUAUUUGUAGUUCAUCUGACAGUCAUCACUUGAGCAUAUCUAGUUCCAACUAACUAUUGGUUGUUCUGAAUAAUAUUAUUGUAGUCUAGUUCUAUCCUAGAAUUCCUAAGUUGCAUCUUGUGCAUUUGUAUAUAAAUUAUCAAUGUAAAGUAAAAAAUGUAAUAUUUGUAUUCGCCAUAUUGUAAACGAUUUGAGUAUUAUUUAAGUUGCAAAAUUUGAGUCUGAAAUUUAAGUAGAGAUGAGUAGCAUGUUUCAAAUCGACUAAAAACACCAAAUUCAAACGCCAGCUAUUAAAUGCUUGGACAAGAUUCUUGUCUCUUUUGAUUUUGACAAUUCAAAUUCUUAAUCUUUUGCAUACAAAUUGCUUUGCUUUUAACAAUUGUAUAACGUACUGAAGUGUAAAGUUUUUUAUUAUUCAAAUGCUUGUCAAUCUCUUACACUAUAAACUAUAAUAUAUGUUCAAUAAUUAUCUGUUUGUCUUGAGGAUCUGUAGACUAUGUGCAUUGUGUUUUACUUUUAAAUCUUUUAUUUUGUGACUAUUGAUUUUUAUUUCUUUCAAAUAAUCUCUGUAUUAUCUUUAAAAUAUUUAAUGUUUUCUUCUCUAAUACAAAAUUUGUAUAGACUUUUUUGGCUUAAAACAAUAUUUUUAUUUUAAAAUCGUAACUUACGAAACAUUUUCAUGUGACCUCAGUUGAUACUUUCACAAUACAUGCAUUGUUAUUAUUUUUGUUUGAUAAAUCUACAAUAAUGUUUUUCCAAGCAUUUUAGUAUCACGUAUGAAUUCCUAGUAUCAUGACUAUAUAUCAUAACGGUCAUCGACAAAUCAUUGUAUGCAAUAUUGUAAAAAAAUAUAUUAAAAAAGUUUUGAACA
Molecule: messenger RNA, 7269 nt
Organism: Nilaparvata lugens (brown planthopper)
Lineage: Eukaryota; Metazoa; Arthropoda; Insecta; Hemiptera; Delphacidae
Gene: Slmap
Product: sarcolemmal membrane-associated protein
Exons: 21
Coding region: 266-2827 (853 amino acids)
Molecular function (GO): protein binding
Source: RefSeq, a predicted model, not a curated record